This is a messenger RNA of Prorocentrum cordatum, 483 nucleotides long. NCBI's taxonomy places the organism in Eukaryota, Dinophyceae, Prorocentrales, Prorocentraceae. The record is from the annotation of a GenBank genome assembly.
AUGGAAGGCGACGCCUUCGACCGCCAGGAGAUCGUGGCCGAGAUCGCGCCGGCCCCUGCCGGGGAGGCUGGACAGCCACCGACAUCGAGGGUGCGAGCUUGGGGGCCUUCGACAGUGUGGUCUGCUGCUACGACUACUUCCUGCGCGGCACCCGCAAGGCGGCGGUCCGCUGCCUGCUGGAGGCGGCGCUGCCAGCGGCCGCGCCCGUCAUGCGCUCCGUCGCGGGAGAGCGGUGGACUGCUGCGCCUUCGCGCUGGUCGCGGCGGUGCCCGGGGCCGAGCGCGUGCCCUUCGACGCGGCUCUGGUGGAGGGCGUGCCGGAGGUGGCGCUGGCUGUACGGAGAACCCCGCCGCGGGGCACGCGGCGCGCGGGCUUCCCGGCCACGAAACCUGGACCCUGGUGGCCACGCCACAGACCGACGAGGUCCGCCCCAACGCGAAGACCUGGUGGGACAAGGGCAAGACGUCGCAGGAGCCAUGCUGA